This is a messenger RNA of Rotaria sp. Silwood1, 495 nucleotides long. Lineage: Eukaryota; Metazoa; Rotifera; Eurotatoria; Philodinida; Philodinidae. The record is from the annotation of a GenBank genome assembly.
AUGACAAAACGUUUUAUUCAUAUGCAAUUAAAUAACAAUAAGUCUCGUUAUACAGUUGCUAAACAAUACCCACCAUUCGUAUUUUCUCCUGAUACUGAAAGAGAAAUUACAUUAAUAUUGACAAAUAAUGGCCAUCAAGUUGCUGCAACGCUACCAAAAGAUUCUGGAACUCAAAAUGAAAUGGAUUUAUCAUUUACUGGUGGCGGUCUAACUGGUAAAUUUAAUUUCGUCAAUUUUCAUUUACAUUGGGGUAGAAGUGACAGACAUGGAUCGGAACAUGAAAUUGAUGGACACAAAUAUCCGGCUGAAGCACAUUUUGUCUAUAAGAAUCUUGAAACUCAACAAACCGCUGUAUUUGGAUUUUUUUUUCAUGUUGUUCUCUCAGUUAACGAAGAAAAUCGUGCAUGGAAGAAAUAUACACAUAUUGCAAGUUUAUUGACAAACAUAGGUGAUGCAAUGAAUUGCACUUUCGUUUUAAGUCAUCUGAUGCAAUAG